UAUGCGAUGAACCACUUAUAUACAGGCAGCCACAUUGACCGUCCUAGUACGUACAUUGUUUGCGCCAGCUCUAUAAUAUGGGUCCUUCUUCAGGCUGUCAAAUGUGGUUAAAAAAACAUAGGAAAGUAGGGUAGUGAACAAGGGGCUGACUGUUUGCAAAACUGCCAUGUUUAGGAUCAUAUGGACAUUUCAAUUCUGCACCAUUUACACGUGAAUCUUCUUCUAUUGAAAACAAGUGACGCGUGAAGGGCAACCGUUUUUGUAUAUUGAACCCUUUUAAUGAUGGAUAACUUCCUGGGCAUGUAUGAAGAACCAGCCGAUUCAACGAAACAGCAGGAAAGGCAUUACUAUCUCCUGUCGGAGCUCCAGAACCUUGUUAAAGACUUGCCCAGUUCAUUCCAGCAACGCCUGUCGUACACCAUGCUAAGUGAUCUGGCAUUGGCACUGAUUGAUGGGACAGUAUUUGAGAUUGCCCAUGGUCUGCUGGAUAUCCAACACCUGACAGAGAAAAACCUGUACAACCAGAGACAGAAACUGCAUGGCGAGCACAGAGGACUCAAGCAAGAACUGGUUCGAAAACACAAGGAAGCCCUGCAGUCAUGCAAGACACACAACCUGUCUGUUCUUAGAGCAGCCCAGCAGAGGGAGCUAGAGGCUCUGGAACUGCGUGUUAAAGAUGAACAAAGGAUGAUGGAUGAAAAGAUCGUCCUAGAGCUGGAUCAGAAAGUGGUUGACCAGCAGAAUACCCUAGAGAAGGCUGGGGUUCCUGGAUUCUACAUAACAACUAACCCACAGGAGCUGACCUUACAGAUGAACUUGUUUGAACUGAUUCUAAAACUGCAACAGAAGGAAUCUCAGUCCGGAGGUCUUUUGAAGCACUGAGCCUUCGGACUCUCUGGAUCUUUCAAAUCCCACACGGUUAUUGAAAAACGGGUUUUCUGGAACUGAAAGUGACUCCUCAGGCUUGUAAUGUUUGAAAGAGGCAGACCCAUCGAGAUGGGUCUAGUCCAUGGAUCCAAGGAUUUCACUGGACUCUGGUUUCACAUGUUCAAGGAAGUUGUUGUAUAUAACUAUAUACAAUUUAAAUACUUGAACAUUUAGUCAUCUGCCUAAAAGGAACUUUCAACGGAUGAGACUAAUGGUACUAUUCUAUUUGCACUAUGAAAUGGGGAAGUGAAAAUAGGUCUUGUUUAAAAUCAAAUUGAGGCUGCCACUGGUCCCAUUUAUUUUAUAGGUUGAUCUUAAACAAAGGUCUUACUGACAGUCCUCAAAUCAUUUUUCAAAUCCAUUCCAGAUCCAAAAAACUGCAUUACUUUGAAAGAAAACUGUCCCAGUUUAAUUUGAAUUUAGUACUUACUCAGACUUUUGUGCUGAAGAAAAUGUAGUUGUAUUUAAUUUUGUGUUUUAACCCUGUGGACUGACUCUUCCUUUCAUAUUUGUUAGAUCUCAGUGAGUACAGUGUCGGUGGGUGCAAAUUAGGGCCAUGAAGAAAUCCAAAACCUUACCAAGGACGCUGCCUCGUGUAUAUUAAUGCUUUGAAUGCAUUUCUGUGACUUGCCCAUUGAUUGUGCAAUAUAGAAUUGUUGCGUUCUGUUAUUUUUAAUUCAGCCAAAUUUAAUUUGUAAUAUGAUGUGCAGUGUCUGAUCACACAAUUUUGCAAACAAAUCUACUCAAUGUUUAUAAAUAAAAUUGUUUAAUUUAGUUGAUAGCUGUUGUUAAUCUGAGUUCUCCCCUCAAAGCACAUAGUGUACAGCAAAUCACAGAUUUAAUAUAGGGCUAUGAAGGCUUCUGUAAUGUUUGUGUUGCUUAUUUAGAUUAUCAUGCACAUGUUUUUUUUUUUUGUUCAUUUAUUAAUUGUAAUGAGAAACAGUAAAUGUGACCUAGUAGUCUGUUUUGGCUACUAUGUUGAAACACCAUAUGGAAUAAAUAUUUUCAUUGUU
This is a messenger RNA of Acipenser ruthenus (sterlet), 1940 nucleotides long. RefSeq names its product protein DGCR6-like. The coding region runs from base 280 to 882 and encodes 200 amino acids. Lineage: Eukaryota; Metazoa; Chordata; Actinopteri; Acipenseriformes; Acipenseridae. The transcript has 6 exons. The record is from RefSeq and is a predicted model, not a curated record.